UGGUGGCUUCUGUUAAGGCCUGGCCUGUUGGUGGUGGCCUGGCUGUUGGCCACGCUUUUUGGCCACAAAACGAAUUCAGUGCAACGGCGACUCUUGAACGCGUAAUUUUUUUCCGUCGCCGCCGCCGCGUUGCGUUUUACUUGGACAACAACUAGAGCAGCGACUAAGUACAACAACAACAGCAACAGUCACUGAAAUAAUAGCAACAACCAGUGCAAAAGGAGCGCCACUGCAGCCUGCCACCUCGACCAGCAGCAAAAGCCGCCAAAAUGCUUCCGUUCCGGCGUGGAGCGGCCUGGCAAACGCUCUUCCUGCUCUGCGCACUCGCAUAUUGCAUAAAUGAGGCCAGCAGCGAGGGUCGUGUCGUUUGCUAUUACACGAACUGGAGCGUCUACCGUCCGGGUACGGCCAAAUUCAACCCGCAGAACAUUAAUCCAUAUUUGUGUACACAUUUGGUCUACGCAUUCGGUGGAUUCACCAAGGACAAUCAGAUGAAGCCCUUCGACAAGUACCAGGACAUUGAGCAGGGUGGAUAUGCAAAGUUCACCGGCCUCAAGACCUACAACAAGCAGCUGAAAACGAUGAUUGCCAUCGGUGGGUGGAACGAGGCCAGCUCCCGGUUCUCUCCACUGGUGGCCAGCGGCGAGCGUCGCCAGCAGUUCAUCAAGAAUAUCCUCAAGUUUCUGCGACAGAAUCACUUUGAUGGCAUCGACCUGGACUGGGAGUAUCCGGCCCAUCGGGAGGGCGGCAAGUCCCGUGACCGCGACAAUUACGCCCAGUUUGUCCAGGAGCUGCGGGCGGAGUUCGAGCGCGAGGCCCAGAAGACGGGACGCACUCGAUUGCUCUUGACCAUGGCCGUGCCAGCGGGCAUUGAGUACAUCGACAAGGGCUACGAUGUGCCCAAGCUGAACAAGUAUCUGGAUUGGUUCAAUGUCCUCACCUACGACUUCCACUCGUCGCACGAGCCCUCUGUGAACCACCACGCCCCGCUCUACUCUCUGGAGGAGGACUCCGAGUACAACUACGAUGCAGAGCUGAAUAUUGAUUACUCCAUCAAGUACUACCUAAAGGCGGGCGCCGAUCGGGAUAAGCUCGUGCUGGGCAUUCCCACCUAUGGCCGGUCCUACACGCUGAUCAACGAGGAGAGUACGGAGCUGGGAGCCCCCUCGGAGGGUCCCGGUGAACAGGGCGAUGCCACCCGGGAGAAGGGCUACCUGGCGUACUACGAGAUCUGUCAGACGCUCAAGGACGACCCCGAGUGGACGGUGGUGCAGCCGAAUGCCAAUGUAAUGGGUCCAUAUGCCUACAGACGCAACCAGUGGGUUGGCUACGACGACGAGGCCAUGGUACGGAAGAAGGCCGAGUAUGUGGUUGCUCACGGCCUGGGCGGCAUCAUGUUCUGGGCCAUAGACAACGACGACUUCCGCGGCACGUGCAACGGCAAGCCAUAUCCCCUGAUCGAGGCUGCCAAAGAGGCCAUGGUGGAUGCUCUUGGUUUGGGCAUCAACGAGGUGGCCAAGUCGAACGGACCACAGAAACCGUCGCGUUCCCGCAGUCGCGACAAUGCCGUACAGAAUCGGAACCGCCUGAAUGCCAAGACAGAGGCCCCAACGCCGGCCAGCUCGAGGAGAGGUCCCAGCGGUGGACGUCGCACCAGCAGCACAGCAGCACCACCGCCUCCCAGCACCACCUUUAGGCUGACGGAGGCCGAUGGCUCCUCGCUGUACAUUGGAGGCCGGGGCUCGACAACACCAGCGCCGCCAACCACCCCCGAUCCGGGCUCGGACUUCAAGUGCGAGGAGGAGGGCUUCUUCCAGCAUCCGCGGGACUGCAAAAAGUACUACUGGUGCCUGGACAGCGGCCCCUCGGGCCUGGGCAUCGUGGCCCACCAGUUCACAUGCCCCUCGGGACUGUACUUCAAUCCGGCUGCGGAUUCCUGUGACUUUGCCCGCAAUGUGCCAUGCAAGACCAAGAAAUCCACCACAGCGUCUCCACCAGUGACCUCCACGACAACGACGACUACAGUGCGACCCAAUCGGUUGACAGCGGCCCCGCCAGCAAGACCCAUCUAUGCACCGCGCACCACCAGCAGCACCAGCACCACCUCGACCACAACCACUGCAGCGCCACCCGCUGAAGAUGAGCUGGAGUAUGAGGAGGAGGGCAGCGUCAGCGACGAUGAGCCGUCGCCAGGGGAAGAGGAUCCGCAGGUGAUCAAAGAGCUGAUCGAUCUCAUCCGGAAGGUGGGCGGCGUGGAGCAGCUGGAGAAGCAUCUGCUGCGAAACAAGGACGGCUCCAUUACGCUCAAGGAGAACUCCGCCAGCGGUGCCCCGACCACACCCUCGACCAUUAGCAAAUCUCUUUACGAUCGCGUGCUCAGUAGGCCCGGUACUCUCAAUUCCUUCACGCGCAAUCGACUGAAGAUCAACGAAUCUCCAGCUUCAGCUUCAGCCCCAGAGACCAGGACCGAGAGCAACAGCUCCUCCAACUCCAACGCCAACUACUCCAAGUACUCCUCGGUGUUGAGGGGCAACAGUCGUCAAGGACCGCAGAACGAGGGCAUCGAGAAGCUCACGGAGUUCGAUGGCUUCCUGAAGGAGCGAAAGCAGUAUGUGACCAUCAAUCGUCAUCGUUCGUCGAGCCAGGGUGAGUCCGAGGCCCAGUCAGAGUCCGAGGAAGCAGUCGAGGAGCAGUCCGAGCCGGAAACCACCACCCGACGACCCAUCAGUGCCGCCACGCCAUCGUAUACCAGCUUGCGACGAUCCCGACCCUCAACCACAGCGGCAUCAGCCGCAGAAUCCUCCCAGGAGGAGGAGGAGGAGGAGCAGGUGGUGCAGUCGCUCAGCCAAGUGAAGUCCUAUGCCACCUUGAGCCGGACGCGUGGACGCGGCACCACCGAGAGGCCGGAGGCUACCACCAGCAGCAGCACGGAAACGGAGUCCAUCUUGAGUUCGACAACCAAUCGCUACAAAUACUUUGAACGCACAAGGCCCACGAAGAGCGGCAAUGUAGAGGAUGCUGCAGCAGAUCCCGAGGAGGAUGAGGAGGAGUACGAGGAGGAUGAACCGCAGCAAAAUGUCACGGUACAGAGCAAACAAAGUCUCACAAGCCACAACCAAAACACACGUAAAUAUGCGAGCAUUGGUCGCAGUAGAACAACAACCACUACAGAAACACCACCAGAAACCACAACAGCAACCAACAACGGCACAGAGACUGCCAAGGCCAGCACCACCACCACCACCAACAACAACAACAGCAGCUACAAUGUGAAACAGAAUAACAACAAGAACCCAACAAUACCAACAACAGCAGAAAGCACCACAACACCUCAACCUCAACCACCGAGCACCACCCAACCAGAAACCACAACUAACGAAACCCCUGAACCAAUUGAAAGCACCACUUCAACCACUAACACCCAGCAUACCUCACCCACAACCCCAGCCACACCCACACCCACAACCACAACCACACCUAUUUUAGGAUCCACCAGCAUUGACUCAGACUCAUUGGCAACCGAUGAACCACUGGGCGAUGCCUCCCCCACUAUCCCACUAGUCCUAGACGUAGCCACCAGUACUACAACAACGACAACAGAGACGGAACUGGGAACAACAACACCCACAACAACAACUACAAUCACUGGAAACACCGAACGAAAUGACGUGGACGUGGACGACAGUGACGACAGCGAGGUAACAAAAACCAAGACACAAUACACAAAGUAUGCAACCACCAAUCGCAGGCGUGUGACAACAACAACCACAGCUAAAACGCCGACAACAACAACCACAAACAACAACAACAAUCCAGAAGCUGCGAUCGAUGCUAGUCGAAACGGUUUGAAUAGCAUUAGCAAUCCUAACGUAAAUAGCAUUAGAACCACCUACUCUGGUAGAAGGCAACCACAAAGAACCACACAGACACAGACAACAACAACCACAGAACCACCCACCACCACUAACCCGAAUACGCUGGGUAGCGUAUCUAGUCCAAGACCCUUUGGUUAUCCCAGACGGCGCACACGACCCACAGUCCAAAGCACAACCACUAGCACCACUACGAUAAACGAUAACGAUAACGCAGACGAUAAACAGAUAACAGAUGCAGUUGUGAAUGUAGUGAAGAAAACACGACUAUCCCAAGUGGAUAGGCCCAAGGUGAGUGCCAGUCUUACCGCCGAAACAACCACCACCAAUACAAUCAAUACAACCACCGCAACCAGUGCACCAGAGCACCACCAAAAUGUAGAAGUAGACGUAGAUGGUAAUGGUGGCAAUAGCUUAAGGCAUGACGUAGUUAGAACUAUUAUAAGUAAACCCCAUAAUGACGCAGAUGCCGACGAGAUCUACACCAAGACCAAGUACACUUGGCGCUCGGUGCGACUACCCACGGGAGCACGACGUCCGGCUGGUGCUGGGGCUGGGACGGGGCCCAAUGCCCUGGCCGGCGAGGACAAGGACACACGUAGGUACGCCGGCAAGCAGCUGUCCGCUGAUAACGAUGACGAGGAGCAGCAGCUGCCCUCCAAAUACCGCAGCCGCCGACUGAAUUCUGCGGAAGAAGAGUCCGAAGCAGCCUUUGAGUCAUCAGCUUCCGUUUCCUCUUCGGGCUCGCGCAACUAUAAAAACAUUCAACGCACUGCCAGCCGAGAAGGAGGAGCUUCAUCAAAUGACCAGCAGAUCCGGUACCAGGCCAUUAGCCGCGACACCGAAGGGACCGCACACCUCACCGCCGGGCGCAGCUCGAGCUUCGUGAGGGAUUUGGAGGGGGCCACGAGGCCACCACGCAACUACCAGCCCAUUUCCCGAGGCGGACAGAUUGUGGUGGAGACCACCACCGAGGACGAGAAUGUGGCCGCCGAAGUGAUCGACGAUGAGCUGCCAGCGGCGGCACGUGGCAGGACCAAGGCACCCGCCGCCAGCUCCAUCAAUGCGGAUGACAGCAACACGGCGACCGAGCAAGAGUCACCGGAGAUUGUCACGGCAGCUGCUCCUGAGCCACAGAUUCUGGACCUGGCUGAGGUAACCACUCUCCCAACGAUGGAAGACAGCGACAGCAGCCCCAGCAGCACCACUGAAGCAUCCUCCAACAGCACCACUACUGAUGCAUCCGCCAGCAGCACCACAACUGAAGCAUCCUUCAGCAGCACCAGCACUGAAGCCAUCUCCAGCAGCACCACAACUGAACCACUUGCUGUCAGCUCCACAGACGAUACUAUUGUGGAAGAAACCACCUUGUUCUUUUUUGAAGAAACUGCAACCGAUAUCAUCGAAAGCACUAGCAGCACUGAACUACCAACUACUAGCACAAGCAACACUGAACCAACUCCAAGUAGCACAAGCACCACUGAACCACCAGCUAGUAGCACAAGCAGCACAGAGUCUCAGCUGCACGAGACAACAGUGAAACCUGGUCGUCGUUCUUUCAGUCACGGCAGCACCACCACAACCACAACGGAAAACAGUGAAACAACUACCACCGAACCCGCAAAACGUCGAUCUUUCCUUCGAGGAGGUAAAACAACUACUGAGGCGCCCUCGGACAGCAGCACCACCAGAGCACAGAAAAAGGAUUUGAAUACACCAGAAGAAGAGCCCACAACACGACGCUCAUUCUUCCGUGCCAGCAGAACAAGCACCACAGAAGCAACAUCGACACCAACCACCACUGAAGUGGACAACAACAGCAGCAGCUCCUCAAGCGAAGAAACGCAGGGGGAAACAAUCACGGAGGCCACCACAAAACGCUCUUUCUUCCGCAACAAGACGCCCAGUACCACAGAAGCCACAACGCCAACAACAACCACCGCAGAGGAGCAGAUCCAACCAGAGACAACCACAGGCUUGCCAAGACGUCGCGUCAUAGUGCGGGGCAGCUUCAGGCCCCAGGGUAAGGAAGGGGAUCUUUCGUCCCUGCUAGCUGCCGAUGCCAACAAGAGAUCGAAGUACAACCACCAAGAGUCCCGAAGAGUGGAACCCACAGCAACAGCAGCACCACCACCACCACCAAAAGCAGCAGCAUCACCACCAGCAUCAGAGGAGGAGCAGCAGGAAGCUAAGGCAGACCAGGAGGAAGCAGAGGUAGAGGUAGAAGCCAAAGAAGCUGGCAAACUCCAUAGUCGCGCACCACUGAAUGGUGGCACGGUCCGCAAUCGCACCUCGACGAAGACCGAGUCCCUGGGCAAUGGCAUUACGCGCACACGCACCACCUAUGUACGCACCCUGGACGCCGGCCAGAAGGUGGUCAAGCGCAUUCACACCAAGACUGUGGAGGAGAAGCCAGCGGAGUACGAGUACAUAUACGACGAGGUGAGCCAUGCACCACCUCCGAGCACCACACAGAGGGCGAUUACCCGCAAUCGCGGAACAGUACGAUUCCAGAGCAACGAUCUGUCAUCACUGCUGGCCCUUGACUUUUCAUCACGUGGACAGCGCAAGAAGACCCCACCACCAGAGGCAACGGUGACAAAAACGCGACGCCGUCUGUUGAAGAAACCCAAGGAGACCAUCGAGCAUGAGGAGGUCGAGGAGUUUGAGUACGAGGCUGGCAACGAGAUAGAGGCAGAGGCAGGGGUAGAGAAGCAACCACAACCCAGCGCCACCACAGCUAGGGCCAUUCAACGCAGAACAAGACCCACGAGAACCACCACAGUAAGACCAGCAACAACCACAGCAGGCACACGAGCAACAACCCCUCGCAGCGAAGAUUCGCCUGUAGUUGAGGCCAGUACUCGUCGCAGCGGCUUUGCUGGUUUCAAGCGUCCCACAACAACCACCACAGAGGCACCAUCGCCCGCGACAUCGUCCACAGAGGCGCCACCAACAGCGGCAACUGCCACCACUAGACGUGUGCUCACCCGGAGACCAAUAGGAACGACAACCACCGAAGCAACCAUUGAUGCAUCUUCCACGGAAGACCAACUUUCAGCAGCCAAGCAGCGGUUUGUGAAUCGACUGAGAAACAGCAGCACCACCAGCACCACAACUACUAGUACCACUACAGAAGACCCACCGGCAGCCACCACAGAGGAUCUGAGUCUUCUGAAGCAGCAAUUGAAUAGCGCCCUGAACCGCCUGCAGUCGGGAAACGAAGUGGGUGCCACAGGAGGAGAAAAUGCAGUCACGGGGGGGGACAAGGACACCAGCGAGGAGGAGCAGGAGCUAUCGCUGCCCAUCUACCACCGCCGGAAGUACUAUCAGUACGUGAAGGAUUCCCCUAUAACGUAUAUAGACAAGUCCCCGGCACCACCGGACAUUGAGAGUGGGACUGUGAACAUCCGUCAGCAGAUCCAUGAUGUCUUCAAUGUUAGCGCCAGGGAUACGCUAAAUAAUUCCGUAGAAGUGGAGGAUGAGGAUGUAGAAAAAGAGGAGAAGGAGAAGGCUGAAAAGGAGCCACUGGAGCACCGACUAGCCAUGGAGCAGGCCAAGGAGAUCAAUGCCGAACUCGGUCAUUUUUUAUUGAAAACCCCCGGGUCACAGGGAAAGUCGCAACGCAGGGGCAAGACCUUUAAGACCAUACCACUGACGACGGCCUCGUCGAACGAGACCUCAAAGAUCGUCAGCAUCUCGCUGCUGGACGAUGUCACCAGCGAUGCCGCUGCGGAUUCUCAGCGAAGCGAGGAGGAUGCUCGGGGCCUGCGCACCUACACGAAGCUGAAUCGAACGCGCCUCACGCUGUCCACCAGGCUUCAGGUAUCCGAAGAGCAGCCAGCAGAAGCAACCACUAGGAGAGCCUACAGCGUUCCCCAACGCUUCCGCAGUCGGUCAACAACAAUCAGACCAACCACCAAAGCAGAAGCGGAAGCGGAAACGGGGCAAGAAGAGGCGGAAGUGGAGGUUGGAGUGGACGAGGAAGCGGAUACAACCACAAGACGCAGCUUUGCAGCAUUAAACAGACUGAGGAAUCGCGGUACAACCACGACAACCACAACUACAGAGCCAACAACAGCAACAACAACAACAACAACUAGUAGAAGCACACGACAACCCUACAAGGCUCUCAAUCGCAGGGUGACAACAACAACCACAGAGAUACCAUCUGGCAAUGAAAUCGAACCGACAACAAAGGGGGAAAACAACGAAAUGGCAACCAUCACUGAAGACUCCACAGAAAAAUCUAACCCACAGCUGGAUACCACCACUGAGGAGAAGGAGGCGGAGGAGGAGGAUGAGGAUGAGGAGCUGGUGGCCGAACAACCCGAUGACAAUGAGAUCUCCGAUGAAGAAGUCAGUUCAACAAUAACAACAACGACAACCACUGAAGCCAAUAGCGAGCGGCCAACACCAAUACCACGUCGCCAGCUGGUUAUAAGACGUCGCUUUAAUGGAACAACAACCACCGCAGCAACCACCACCGAUGACAGUCUUGACAACGAAAUAGAGCCAAGCAGCACAAAAACACCAGCUGGACCCACGGCACGUCGACCACUUUUGAUACGCCGUCGCUUUAAUGGAACAACAACCACAGUGGAACCGCCAUUAAGCAGCCAAAGCGAUGACAAUGAAGUUGAUCAAGGCGACAGUGGAUCAACAACAACAACCGCCGCCAGUGUGUCGGCUUCUCCACGGCGACAACUUCUGAUACGCCGGCGCUUCAAUGGGACGACAACAACACAAGCAACCACCGCCAGAACUGUUCAACGAGGGGGUUCAACGAACGAUGCCGAUGAUAAAGAGAUAACCACACGUCGACCGUAUGCAGCCUUGAACCGCUCACGUACUCGCUAUAGUACAACAAGCAGAACAACAACCACCGCCGGCGCUGAUGGCGAUGAAGAUAACGCGAACGAUUACGAGGAGAGCGAUGAGCGUGUGGAGAGCUCCACAGCACGUGCUGGCUUCCUUCAAACGAAUCGCCACAGGGCCUUAAAGCCGGUCAGCUUUGCGACCCGUCGCAGCAGUACAGCUGCACCGCCGAGGAUUAGCUCCAGUACGCGGCGCAAUCUGGUUGCCCUCAAUAGGAAUCUCUACCAUCGAGCGGAGGAAGAGCCAGAGCCUGAAGAGGAGGAGCAGGAGGAAGAGGAAUACGAUGAGGAGGAGCAGCUCGAGCCCGAACAUACACCUAGAACAUCAACGAGAUUGAGUCAAUUGCUUGCCAGCAGACAGAAAACCCCCCAACCACCCCAACCGGCAACUGACAGGACAAAGACACAAAUCCGAACCCAAACUCAGACUAGAACAGAAAUAGAAACAGAAACAGAACCAGAACAAGACGAGGACGACAAUGAAGAGGACGAGAUUGAAGCGGAUGUGGAUGAAGAGGAGGAUGAAGAUGAUAGUUCCGUAGAGGUAUCCACAACUAACAGCAACAGCAAAAGGGUAAAUGGUAGCACCACUAACACUAACCAAAGCACAAGCACCACCACAGCAACAACACCAGCACCAGCACUGAAUGUCGUGGCUAGUCGUAGUCGUAGCAACAGCACCGUAGCCAAUUAUUUGUUUAAUCGUUUCAAGCUUAACCAAAACCAAAACCAAAACAAAAACCAGUCAAACAUUUAUGCCAACAACAACCACACGAAACAACAAGAGCAACAGGUCACUGUUAAGGUUAAUCCUAAGGAUAGAGAUAGUGAUGAUGAUGUGAAUGAGAAUGAGAAUGAAAACGAUGCUAGUCCAGGUCCAGGGGAUGAAAAUGAUAAUGAUAAUGAGAAUAAUAUUGGGAAUAAUGUGAAUGCAAAUUCGAGUGUUGUACUAGGUAAUGAAGUUAAUUCUAAACGACGUUUUCAGAAUCGUUAUCAAUUGAGCCGCAGCAGAGCUACCAGCGGCAGCAGCACCACCACCACAGCCAGCAGUAUCAGCCUCAGCACCAAUCCAGUAGUGCCACCAACAACGACAUCACGUCGCUUGGCCUUUGGCGUGCGCCAGCGAUCGCAGCAGGUAACUAAAUUAACCCAAGUCGAUGAAGAGCACACUGAGGAGAAUGCACAGACUAAGGAUAGCCAAGAGUCCAACGAAGAGGCAGAAGACACAGACACCACAACGGCAGCAACAACAACCACCAGCAGCAGGCCGACGCCAAAGCGCAUACGCGUACUGAAAUUCCGACGACCCAUCAACACCACAGACAGCACAGCCACUAAUAGCGCCACUGAAACAGAAAACCACACAACAAACACAGUAAACACCACCAGCACAACAGCAACAACACCCACCGACACCACAGUGCACACCAACAACACAAAUACCAAUACCAAGCGUUUCCGUAAGAUUGUGCGUAAACUAAGACCCGUAGAAACCUCCAGCUCCCCCAGUGUUGCAGCUGGUGCUGAAGAGGGCUCCGAAGAUGGGGCCACCCGUAAACCCUUUGUGCCCAGCCACACGCGAUUUACAGGAACCACCGAUAACCAGGACCAGAACCAAAACCAAAACGAUCUUCUCAAUCUGCGACAACGCCUCAAGGAGCAGCAGGCCAAGGGCGAACCCCUCGAUGGGGUAUUGAGCACACGCCUGCGAGCGGGACUCGCACAGAAGACAGGAGGAUCAGAGGAUCAAGACAUCUCGGAGCUGCAGCGAUUGAGGGACAAGGUGAAAGCAGAACAGGCUCGGGGCAAUGGCGACCAAGGAGUAAUCAACGAUCGCCUGAAGAAGCUGCUGGCCGAGAAGUCAGACAAGUCACAGAAAUCGGAGAAAUCCGAUUCCAAUCAGGGCAAUGAGGCGCCAACCACUGAGGUCUCGGCACGGCCAUUCUUUAAGCGGAAGCUGGUGGCCAGAAGACCCUAUACACCUGCCGCAGCAGGAGCAGGAGCAGGUGGCACCACCAAGGCGCCACUCAGCUUCAAUAGCUCCCGACCCACACCGAAGUUUGUGCGGCGCAAGAACGGACGUUUCGAUCCCUUCAAUUCGAGUGUCCGCAAUAGGGGAGAGGGAUUCGUGCGCAGCGAUCCUCGAGGAUCCCGUCUGCCCGGAGCCGACCGCUUCAAGACCCAGAAGGCAGGAGGGGACAACGAGGAGGACGAGGGGGAUGAUGAUGAUGAGGAGGAGGAGGAGGAGGAACAGAGCGAGGAGGCUGUGGAGGCGCAGCAGGAGCAGCCGCUGAAUAAUCGCCCGCUGGGUGCCGCCGGUGGAGCCCUGAGGAGGCCUUUUGUGCCCAAAGCCAGGACCCAGCUACAACCACAGAAGCCACAGAAGAGCCAGGACGAGGAGAGCGAGGAGGAGGACGAAGAGGAGGAGGAAGACGACGAAGAGGAUGAGGACGAAGAGGAGGAGGCAAAGCCACAAACGAUCGAAGAAGGCACGCCCAAGCCAAAGUUCAAUAAUCCCUACCGCCCCAAGGACAAUCGCGCACUGCCCGGCAGUCGUCCGAGCUUUGCCCCCACCGCAGGUGCUGCCACUGGUCCCGGCGGCAAUGUGCCCUUCAAUCCCCGCGUUCGUCAGCCCAACUUCAGUGCGGGAGGAUCCACGACGGCUACUGGCUCUGGCAAUCGUUUUGGCGGUGCCACCAAACGACCCCGCGUGGUCAAUCGGCCACCGGGCGUGGCCACGCCCAACCUGACCCUGCGACCAGUGGCCAGCGAUUAUGAGCGUACCACACCGCUGACACCACUGAAGCCGGCACCGUUCAUUUCCAAUAACACGAGGAGCUACGAGAGAAAGUACACCGGGCCCUCCACAGAGGCCACGGAAACGGCCAGCGAGAACUCCCUGAUCGAGGACCUGAACAUCGAUGCAUUGAAUGCCAGGAACAAGAAGAUCUUCGAUAUCAACAGCAAGAAGCACACGACACUCAAGCCGAAGGUGGUAAAGGUGGAGACGGAAACGGGAGCAGUGACGGAGGUGGAGACUGGUACUGAGAUGGAGACGACAGAGCAGGUGGCACAGGAACAGGAUCAGGAUCAGGGCUAUGUGACAACCACACCAAGCACACCACCACCCACCACACAGCCAGACACCACCAGCAACACCAACACCACAGACACUGCAACAACCGAAACAUCCAUAGAAAUAGAUACCGCACCACCACCUCCACCACAGAUACCACCCACCAUCACCAACGAGACCCAAAAUGCUAAUGAAGCCCCCUCUUCACCCCCACAGGAAGCACAGCUCUCCACCAGCACCACCCAAUCGCCGCCGCCGGCCACCACCCUCCUGCAUGUCUUCACCCUGCUCGAGGGCGAGGGCGACGUUGAGGAACAGACGGCCUCCACCUCCACAAUUAGGCCGCCAAAGGCCCCGUUGCACAGAAGCACCGUUGCCGAGCCCAAGCACAAGCUGAUCGAGAUCAAUCGCAUUGUGGAGAUCAACUCAAAGCAGGCCAAGGCCGCCCAGCGGAAGUCCAAGGCCAAUCAGCAGGACUUCGGCAUGCUGCGGGUGGAGUCGCUGCCCCACGUGGAGCAGCUGGGCGAGAUCAGUGUGGUGAAAUAUGUACAUCUGGUCGAUGGCAGCGCCAUUCAGAUCAACGAUGGUCACAGCACCGUAGCCGACUACACGCCCACCGAGCCCACAGCCUACCGCAGCCCCUCGGCACCCGUGAGGAACACCCUGCCCCUUAACGAAGCGGACACAGAGACAGAGGCGGAGCGCAGUGGCAAGUCCCUGCUGCCGGAGGUCAUCAGUGGUGCAUUGGAGACAUCCACCAUAUCGCUGGAGGGACUCUUCGAUUCGCCCCGCAAGGGCAAGCAGUUGAGCAGCAACAGCAUACUUCAGGAUGAUACAGGGGAGACAACGACCAUCGAAAGCGAAAGCGAAACCACGGUGGUGCCACCCACCUUUGCUGCCGUCCAGGCCACAUACGUAAGACCCAUUGUACCCCUACUGCGUCCCGAAUCCAACGAAUCCUCUCCCCUAGUCAUCUCGAUAGCCAAUCUUGAUAAAGUCAUACUGAGCAAGGUGCAGAAAUCGCUGGCCGAGUCGAAAGGCGCUGGUGCCAUAACGAGCACCACCGAUGCCACUGAUGCCGCUGAUGCCACCGAUGCCACCGAUACCACCAGCAACGAUUCGAACUCAGCAUUCUCUGUGCGUCAUGCCUCAGUGCUGCAGGCACCAAUACCCGACACCAACACUCACAAAACACAACAAAAACAACAAGAACAAGAACAGAAACUAGAAACCACAACCCCAAUUGACAACAAUCAACAGCUGCCGCCGAGCAGUGGCGCUAUUAGUGGACAAGACACAAGAACAGCAAUUAACACUCAACAACAGCUGUCGAACAACAACAGUGAUGGCAGCAGCAACGGCAACAGCAACACCACACAAACAACAGCAACAACAACCACCAACAACAACAUUGGCAGAAGCGUGAGCGAGAUAGUCAGCUAUAGCACAGAGACCCAUGUGGUGCACCGCAAGAAGAAGGCGGGUCGCAAGGGGCGUGGCCGAAGACUGCGCAAAAAAACAACAACAGCCCCGGCCACAGGCUCAACCACAUCGAUAGACGACACCACAGUGGUGCCGCCUCAGUAGGGCCACCAAAACACCCCCUCCCCCAACACGUAGUUAGUUAUUUCUAGUCUUAUCCCCUGAGAACGCACCCGCCCCCUCCACGAAGAGAGCUUUUUUCGGGCGUUUAACCCAUUGCAAGCUUAACCCCUUGCUGCCUGCCACUGUCCCUUGUAAAUAAUUGGCUGCGUUGCUUUGUCUUUGAAUUAACAGCAAAAACAAAAACAAACACAAUUUUUAGGCGCUGAUUUUUCCAAAUUUCUUCAGAAAACAUAAACCAAAAUUGCCCAUUUUCAAGUGCUGCCUGCUUUUCGGAAUAUUCUACUUCUACUUUCAUUUCUAUACUCGUAAAUAUAUUUUUUUAAUAUAUUAUUUAAACAAUUCGUAUUCUUCAAGCUGCCAUACCUAAACAAAAACAAACACACACAAACAUACAUACACAUAUACUUACAAACACACACACACACACAAACGCACAUAUUUACAUUCCACGAUGCAGAUACGAAAAGUCUUUCCUUGGUUCAAUCAAUCAGUCAAUCAAUCAAUUCGACCCCCAGUGGAUGAUAUACAUAUGUACCUUAAAGUACCUUAACGAUCUUUAAAAUUUUGCUUUUGUUUGCGCAGUUCUUCCUCUUAUUUUUUCCUCUCCACUAUCUUUCCACACUCUUCUUUUCCCCUAUCCGAAAAAAUAUCUUAAGUAUAGCUCUAGUUGUAAAAUAUUUAUGCACAACAAAUAAAAUAAUGAACAAAAAGAAACCAAUUA
Drosophila pseudoobscura is the source of this 14151-nucleotide messenger RNA. It is a transcript of the gene Cht6, whose product is annotated as Chitinase 6. Lineage: Eukaryota; Metazoa; Arthropoda; Insecta; Diptera; Drosophilidae. Gene Ontology annotation, biological process: carbohydrate metabolic process; chitin catabolic process. The transcript has 11 exons. The record is from RefSeq and is a predicted model, not a curated record. Gene Ontology annotation, cellular component: extracellular region. Bases 270 to 13412 code for a protein of 4380 amino acids. Gene Ontology annotation, molecular function: chitinase activity; chitin binding.